Molecule: messenger RNA, 3074 nt
Organism: Nematostella vectensis (starlet sea anemone)
Lineage: Eukaryota; Metazoa; Cnidaria; Anthozoa; Actiniaria; Edwardsiidae
Product: thromboxane A2 receptor-like
Exons: 4
Coding region: 546-1628 (360 amino acids)
Biological process (GO): adenylate cyclase-activating G protein-coupled receptor signaling pathway; positive regulation of cytosolic calcium ion concentration; inflammatory response
Cellular component (GO): plasma membrane
Molecular function (GO): G protein-coupled receptor activity
Source: RefSeq, a predicted model, not a curated record
GCUUAAGCAAACGAAUACCCUUUAUCACGGAUAAUAAAGACAGUAGAAUCUAAAAGCUUCCGGUGGUAAUAUAAAAGGGAAAGGAAAAAACAAACAAACUGCCUCUUUUCUACAAAUAUUGUGUCGGGGACAAGUUGUAGCAUGAAAGCUGGGUUCAUUUCGGCGAUUUAGUGUGGUCUAAGUUCUGUUAGGAUAGCAUAUUCUUUGUUAGCUGGUCAAGAUUCAAAUAAGAAGAGAGGAUAUUAAAAAGGUUUUUUUUGCAAGUGACGCGACGCAUCCCGUAACAAUGAAUUUUGAAGCUCGAUGUUCAAAGAAGAAAGGAAACUGGCUAUUUGUGUGUUAAGAAUCUUGACAAUCUUCGAAAAGAGACUUAGAAGCAAAGCGGGGAAACAUAUAUCGGCGUUCUCUGUUUGUUAAGUUUUAAUAUAUACUCAAAAUCUUUGUAAACUUUUAAAUGAAACGUCAAGCCAGAUCCAGAGCAAGAAAAGCUUAAAGGACCUCAGUGCAUACGUAUAGGGUGCAAAAGGUUGACAAACAGCUACGCCAUGAACGCUUCGUUGUCGAAUUGCGAACACCAUGAGCCAAGUCAUUACUCGUCGGGAGAAAUGGUGUCAUCUUUUGUGAUUUUCGGGAUCGGAAUUAUCGGUUGUUUUCUGUCGGUACUGGCAUUAGGGCGGGAAUUCAUUAGAGGGAACUCGUCGACCUUGGUGAUUGUAGCAGGCCUGGCUUGGGUGGACUUUGCAGGAGUUUUAUCAACAGGGACUCUGAUCAUUCAUGGGUUUGUGACGGGAAAGGGCUGGAUUGUUAGGAGUCCUCAGUGUCAAAUACAGGCGUUCUGUUCCACUGCCUGCGGUUUGUCCUCAGGUUCCAUCGUCACCUUUAUGGCCUUUGACCGCGCCCUGUCCCUCCACAAACCAUUCUUCUACAAAACCUUCGCCUCGCCUAAGCUUUCCCGCGGUGUUUGCAUCGCUACGGUGUGCCUGUGCUUUGUUGUUGCCGCAUUCCCUUAUUUGGGUAUAGGGAGAUAUACCGUCACUCAUAGCGGUGGAUAUUUCUGCCAAUUUGAUUGGUACUCGCGAAAAGUAAUGGACAAGGCGUUUAUUUUUAUCUGCGGUGCAUAUGCGGCUGCUAUUAUCUCUUGGAUGCUGGUCUCGAACCUGCUUGUGUUAUUUUUGUCGUGGAGACUAAAACAACAAGCGUGUAGGAUCGUGCCUGCUAGCAUGGGUAUAGCUGAGAGGCGUCAGUGCUCGAUAGCGAAGAAGGAAGAACAAAUGGCGAAGUUUGUCGGGACGAUAUCACUUCUCUUUCUGUGCACGUGGCUUCCUGUCACGGUCCGAUUUUUCUGUCACCUCUACAGCGCCUUGCCAAGUCACACCGCUGACCUAGUGUCUAUGAAGCUCGCUAUUCUAGGUUUUGUCCUCAAUCCCUUCAUCUACGUGUUAUUUAGAGCGAUUUUCAAGCGGACGAUCAAGACGAAGUUUAGCUGGAUCAGGACAAGCUGGAAUCAUGGCCUCAGCAUCCGGGAUCGCCGAAUGACGCAUGCGCAAAGUAUUGGUCCUAGUACCAUGCUUGAGACUGGCCUGUCAGCGAGGCCUAUCAGCAGUAUGGGUCUUGUUAGUGUUGCGUGACAUGUCACGAUGCCCUUGGCCACCAGCAGUAUGGGUCUUGUUAUUGUUGCGUGACAUGUCACGAUGCCCUUGGCCACAAGCAGUAUGGGUCUUGUUAGUGUUGCGUGACAUCUCACGAUGCCCUUGGCCACCAGCAGUAUGGGUCUUGUUAGUGUUGCGUGACAUGUCACGAUACCCUUGGCCACCAGCAGUAUGGGUCUUGUUAGUGCUGCGUGACAUGUCACGAUGCCCUUGGCCACCAGCAGUAUUGGUCUUGUUAGUGUUGCGUGACAUCUCACGAUGCCCUUGGCCACCAGCAGUAUGGGUCUUGUUAGUGUUGCGUGACAUGUCACGAUGCCCUUGGCCAUCAGCAGUAUGGGUCUUGUAAGUGUUGCGUGACAUGUCACGUUCCCCUUGCCUCAGCAGUAUUGGUCUUGUUAGUGUUGCGUGACAUGUCACGAUGCCCUUGGCCACCAGUAGUAUGGGUCUUGUAAGUGUUGCGUGACAUGUCACGAUGCCCUUAAUCACCAGCAUUAUGGGUCUUAUAGGGGUUGCGUGACAUGACACGAUGCCCCUGGACAUCAACAGUAGACAGUGCUGAAUAACGUAUGCGCAUGCGCGUGUUCUGGCGAGAACAAACAAAAUAUCAGUGUUGAAUCGUUCGAGUAAAGGUACAAAAGGCUGUCUUCGGUCGCUGUUUUGACUUACUGUACAGCAUUAAAACCAUACUGUACGAAAGAUGACAGACUUGUUUUAUAAUGAGGGAGUCAUAAAGAAAAUUUUAGCCUUAAGUUUGAUUCAAUUUUCUUUGCAUUCGCCAAAAUGUGACAGUUCCCCCCUAAAACGCCGCCAUUUCAAAACCGCGCGGUACUGGUACUAGUCUUCGGUUUUUCAGCACUGUCUCAGCAGUAUGUUUCUUGUAAGUGUUGCGUGACAUGUCACGAUGCUCUUCACCAUAAAUUGUAUUCGGUCUUGUGAGUUUUGCGUGACAUGUUCUGCUGCCCAUCACCAUUAGCAGUAUUGGUCUUGUAAGCGUUGCGUGACAUGUCACGAUUCUCUUCACGACCAUUAGCAGUAUUAGUCCUUUAGAUUGCGUGACAUCGCUAUCUGCUGUAUUGAUCUUGCAGGUGUUGCGUGACAGUUCAUGAUACCCCUGGCCAUCGGCAGUUUUUACUCUUUAGUGCUGCUAAAAGAUGGCACUUUAGGUGCGGUCGAAGAAAAAAAAAAAUCAUACACCGGCAUAGGGAAACACGUCGCAUUGUUAUUAGGACGUGAUGAUCAACUAGCGGUAGAAAUUAUACUUUAGUUUCGAGAUGCUCUACGUACGGCACGUUCCUACGAGAACGUGUAGAUCCCACAAAGGUAAUAAGGAGUUACCCACAAAUGAAGUAUACCCACAAUUUUAAUAACAAGCACUCUUAACGGUGCCGUGCUGUCAAACAAAGAAAGAGGAUUGGGAACUGCAAA